Uranotaenia lowii is the source of this 5322-nucleotide messenger RNA. RefSeq lists its product as uncharacterized. Lineage: Eukaryota; Metazoa; Arthropoda; Insecta; Diptera; Culicidae. Gene Ontology annotation, molecular function: nucleic acid binding. The record is from RefSeq and is a predicted model, not a curated record. Gene Ontology annotation, biological process: DNA integration. The transcript has a single exon. Bases 1 to 5322 code for a protein of 1773 amino acids.
AUGGCCGCCGAGCGCAGAAUCAAGUCGCUCAAGUUAAGAUUACGCAGCAUUGAAACAUCCUUCAGCCUAAUAAGGGUGUUCGUCGAUAAUUUCCGAGAAGAUACCCAGUCUAUUGAAGUUCCGGUUCGGCUGGAGAAUCUCGGAGUCCUAUGGGCGGACUUCUGCAAAACUCAGGCUGAGUUGGAGGCCGCUGAAGUUGACGAUCCGGAAGUCAUCGAUCUUCAACUCAAGCAGCGUGCUCAAUUUGAAACGGAAUAUUACCGUGUCAAAGGAUUUUUGCUUUCCGUCAAUAAAAAUAACUCGGCACCAUGCAUCCAAUCUUCUCAGUCCAGUGCGCACUUCCCUGCGUCGUCUCAAAUUCGAUUACCCGACGUUAAACUGCCCGUAUUCAACGGAACGCUCGAGCAUUGGCUUAACUUCCACGACCUGUUCAUUUCUUUAGUGCAUUCUUCCAGUGAAUUGUCUAACAUACAAAAGUUUUACUAUUUGCGAUCCUCCCUGGCUGGAGAUGCACUAAAGCUCAUUCAAACAAUCGGGCUCAGCGCUAACAACUAUCCUGUUGCCUGGAAUCUGCUCGUGGAACACUUCCAAAAUCCAUCACGUCUCAAGCAAGCGUACAUCGAUUCCCUUUUUGAGUUUACGCCAUUGAAGCGAGAAUCAGCAACCGAUCUUCAUUCCCUAGUAGAAAAAUUCGAAGCCAACGUCCGAAUUCUGAAGCAACUGGGUGAACGAACUGAGUAUUGGGAUGUUCUUCUUAUUCGCAUGCUGAGUAUUCGACUUGAUGCUAAAACACGAAGAGAUUGGGAAGAAUUUGCAUCAACUCAUGAAGCAACCACGUUUCCGGAUUUGGUCUUGUUUCUCCAAAGAAGGGUUACGGUUCUGCAGAGCGUCAGCAAUGUUAAUCUGGACACUCCGUCCAUCCCUGCGUCGAAAAAACCAGUAUAUCGAGCGGCAGUUGUCAGCAAUCAGUUGUCAGCCACUACCACUCAAGUUUCGUUUCGUCAAUGCCAUGCCUGUUCUGAACAUCAUCCUCUCUACCAAUGCUCUGUGUUUUCGAAAAUGACCACCGAGGACAAGGAGAAGCUCGUGCGUCGCCAGCAGCUGUGUCGUAACUGCCUACGAAAGGGUCAUCAAGCCAGAACCUGUCAGUCCAAAAACACCUGCCGUAAAUGUAGAGGGAAGCACCAUAGCCAACUUUGCAGCCAGGACUCCGUUCAAGCUGAAUCUAACCGAUCGAAAACUGAUCUCAACGCCCCCAAGGAUCCCAUUCCCACCGGUGACGAAUGUUCUUCAUCAUUGUCCGCGGCAGUUCAACGGUCUCCCAGUGGAUUUCGCUCUCACAAGGUACUUCUCGCAACGGCCGUGAUUAAUCUUGUUGAUGAUCGUGGCAAUACUCAUCCAGCUAGAGCACUUCUCGACUCUGGAAGCGAGUGCAGUUUUAUCACCGAAGCACUCUCUCAAAAACUCAAGGUUCAACGCAACAAGGUUCAUCUAGCGAUCUCUGGCAUUGGCCAGUCAUCCGUUCAAGCUCGCUGUAAACUUCGGGCCACCGUGCAUUCCCGAAUUACAGAAUUCUCUACUGUUGUCGAACUGUUUGUGUUACCAAAACUUACCCUGAACUUACCAUCCACGACAUUAAAUAUUUCCAAAUGGAACGUGCCAAAGGGAAUUCGAUUAGCGGACCCAGUUUUCUACGAAAGCCAUCAUAUCGAUGUCGUUCUGGGGGCCGAUAUCUUUUUCGAACUAUUCAAAACUUCCGGAAGAGUACCUCUCGGAGAUUCUCUUCCUACUCUAGUGAAUUCCGUUCUUGGUUGGGUAGUAUCCGGAAAGGUAUCGAAUUACAAUAAUGUUAGCACCGUAGCCUCCAAUGUCGCAACUGUCGCAGACGUGUACCGCUUAAUGCAACGUUUUUGGGCCAUCGAAGAGGACGAUUCAGCUUCCUGUUUGUCGGUUGAAGAGGCUGCUUGCGAAAAUCACUUCCACCGAACAGUUCGACGUAAUUCCGAAGGCCGAUACAUAGUACGACUUCCUUUGAAAGAGGCCGAUUCCAGAAUUGGUGACAAUCGCAGCAUUGCCCUUCGUCGGUUCCACAUGCUUGAGGCUCGCUUGCAACAGAGUAGUGAUCUACGGUCUCAAUAUCAGGACUUCAUGGCGGAAUACCUAGCCCUUGGACACAUGCGGCGUGUAGACGAAGUUUUGCACUCCAAUCCACAAUACUAUCUGCCUCAUCAUGCCGUGAUUCGUGCUGACAGCGCCACUACCAAGGUGCGAGUCGUGUUUGACGCGUCUUGCAAGUCCUCGACAGGAAAAUCCCUCAAUGACGCGCUUAUGGUCGGGCCAGUUAUACAGGAUGAUCUACGAGCCAUAAUAUUGAGAACCCGAAUCAACCCAGUGUUACUAAUCGCUGACAUCAAACAAAUGUACCGCCAAAUCCUGGUUGACGAACGAGAUACUCCGCUCCAACGAAUUCUCUGGCGUAAUUCUCCCGACAAAUCCAUCGGCACAUUCGAGCUAAAAACUGUCACCUAUGGCACUGCUAGUGCACCUUUCCUUGCUACCAGAACACUUCAGCAACUUGCCGACGAUGAAAAACUGCAUUUCCCGGAAGGCUCAAAGGUUUUGAGGAAGGACGUGUACGUGGACGAUUUGGUAACCAGCGGAAGCUCUCCUGAUGAAGUUACUAAAAUUCGAAAUCAACUGGAUCAACUGUGCAAACGUGGAGGUUUUGAAUUCCGGAAAUUCGCAUCGAAUGUCGAAGCAGUUCUUGACGGCAUCUCUCCGGAAAGACGUGCUCUUCAAUCUUCAGUCGAGUUGGCGGCUGAUCAAUGUAUCAAAACUCUCGGGUUGCACUGGGAACCAUCGACGGACAAUUUACGUUUUCGAAUCCAGGUACCUGAUGAACCCCACAACACGGUAAUGAGCAAACGAAUAGCCCUUUCACAGAUCGCUCAGCUAUUCGAUCCCUUGGGUUUGGUCGGUCCAGUCAUCGUCACUGCAAAAAUUUUCAUGCAGACUCUGUGGAGUCUUAAUUCGGAUGACGGUAAACCCUGGGGAUGGGACCAGCCACUGCCUCCCUCUCUCGCAAGUUAUUGGGAGAACUACACUUCGCAACUAUCAUCCCUUAGCCAGCUACGAAUUCCACGUUGUAUCGUAGUAUCAAAUUUCGAAACUGUUCAAUUGCACUUGUUCUCUGAUGCUUCCGAGCAAGCUUACGGUGCGUGCGCUUAUUUUCGGUCGACCGACACAGCAGGCAACAUUGCAGUUGGUCUGCUAACCGCAAAAUCAAAAGUGGCUCCCUUAAAAAAGCGCAGCAUACCCCGACUGGAGCUCUGCGGAGCACUCGAGGCUGCCCAACUGAGCAAAAAGAUCUCCUUCGCCUUCGGGAAAACUUUUCCAACCUUUUUCUGGGUCGAUUCCACUACCGUUCUAGCCUGGCUAAGGUCAACUCCAUCCAAUUGGACCACAUUCGUUGCUAACCGGGUUUCCAAGAUUCAACUCGCAACUGAAGGAUCGACCUGGAAUCACGUAGCCGGUCAGCAGAAUCCAGCUGACCACAUAUCUCGAGGCAUUGAUGCAGAUACGCUUCUCGCUUGUGACUUGUGGUGGCAAGGUCCUGAAUGGCUCCGAUCAGACCAAAGUUUUUGGCCAACAUCAUCAUCGAAUCACACCUUCGAUACCCAAUUGGAGUAUCGAACAGCAAAAUCCACAGUUUUAACAGCCACAAUCGAACCUACAUUCAUUGACGCUUAUGUGGCACGGUUUUCCAAAUUUCAAACCAUGCUGCGCGUAACAGCGUUUUGCCUGCGCUUUUCUCUAACUCGUCGGAGUCCACGGAACUCCCGAACAUUCCAGCCAUUCCUCACUUCGGACGAAAUUCGCGAUGCUGAGCAUGUCCUCAUCCGGUUAGUACAAGCCCAGGAGUUCUCCGACUACGUCGCAGCCCUCGAAGCAUCAAAACCAACUCCCGUCAAAUCUCGACUGAGAUGGUUCACUCCGUUUUUGGAUUCCAGCCACCUCAUGCGCAUAGGAGGGCGCAUCGACAGAUCAUCGUUGACCUACGACGCCAAGCAUCAAAUUCUACUCCCUUAUCAGCAUCGCUUCUCCAUCUUGCUCGUCGAAUGCUACCAUGAGAGGCAUUUGCAUGCAGCACCGCAAUUGCUUCUGGGAAUCCUGCGCCUCCGGUACUGGAUCAUAGGGGCCAGGAAUCUGGCCAAAACUGUCGUCCACCGCUGCGUUAUUUGCGUCCGAGCUCGCCCUAAAUUGGUGGAACAAUUUAUGGCCGAGCUACCAAGGGAGCGCAUAACUGCCACCCGACCAUUCACGAAAACAGGCGUCGACUACUGGGGCCCGAUUCUGCUUAAGCCUCCCCAACGUCGCGCAGCCCCAACCAAAGCGUUCGUAGCAAUCUUCGUGUGCUUCAGCACAAAAGCUGUCCACAUCGAGCUUGUAUUCGAUUUGACAACAGCAAAAUUUCUUCAAGCCUUGAGACGCUUCGUUUCUCGUCGGGGUCCACCCUCCGACAUGUACAGUGAUAACGGUAGAAAUUUCCUUGGGGCAAGAAAUGAGCUAAAACGGUUGCUCAAGAAUCCAGAAUACACCAACACGGUAGCAGCCGAAUGUACUGAUUUGAACAUCCGCUGGCACUUCAAUCCUCCGAGGGCAUCCCAUUUUGGAGGGCUGUGGGAAUCAGCAAUUAAUUCAGCUCAAAAGCAUUUUUUGCGCGUGGUCCGCGAUCGUCCGCUAGCGUACGAUGACAUGGACACCUUAUUGUGUCAAAUAGAAUGCUGUUUGAACUCUCGGCCAAUCGUUCCUCUAAGCGAUGAUCCUACCGACUAUGAACCACUUACACCGGGACACUUUUUGGUCGGCACUGCUCUUAAAUCUGUUCCGGAUGAAAAUCAUGCUGAAGUUCCGUUCAACUAUCUCCGAAAGUGGCAGCAAACACAAAAAUUGUUCCAAGAUAUUUGGCGGAGGUGGCACCUGGAAUAUUUAGCUACGUUAGAACCAAGGGCUAGAUGGUGCAACUCACCUGUGUCGAUACAACAAAAUCAAUUGGUGCUUCUCAAGGACGAUGCAACUCCUCCGAUUCGCUGGCCGACUGCUAGGGUAGCAGAAAUUCAUCCGGGAAAAGAUGGCAUCACCAGGGUGGUCACUCUCCAGACUCCUAAGGGCUACUGCACAAGACCGGUGGCUAAAAUUUGUCUGUUGCCGAUUGCAUCAACGCCUGAUGAAUCAAAACCAACAGCAGGAGCCGAACAAUCAACACCAGACAAAAAUUUCGAAGGAAUUCAACCUGAUCCCGACUGCAGCAGUAAACUAUAA